AUGAAUCGCUCAUUGGUGGUAAUUCUAGCAGUUCCUGGAUUUUUGAUGAAUUGUGCUUUCCUUGGAUGGUUAUUUUUUAAAAUUAAUAAACAGAAUUGGUCUUGGGAUGAUAGCAUGCUGUUUGGCAUAAUUCUUAGUACAACAGAUCCUGUCCUUUCUGUGGCUUCUGUAAGAAACAUUGGCCUUUCAAAAAUAGUUAUCAACUUAAUUAAAGGUGAAUCUUUGUUUAAUGAUGCAACCACAGUAAUUAUUUUUGAGUUAUAUAGGGACCUUGCACGUCAGACCCAUCAGGAAGUGGUUAGAGAGAUUCUUUUAAAACUGGUUUUAAAAUUUUUUGCAAGUGCCGCAUUUGGAUUUUUGAGUUCAAGGCUAGUUAUUUAUUGGUUGCAACGUAUUUUCAAUGAUGGAAUAAUUGAAGUAGUUUUAAGCUUCUCGAUGGCAUACAUAAUUUUUUUUGUGGCUGAAUGGCUUGGCAUGUCUGGAGUUAUAGCUCUUUCUAUUUUGGGCCUUCUUUUAGAUUCAGUAACCUUUAGUCCAGGAAUGGAUGUUUUUCUUUAUAAGUUUUGGUCCAUGUUGACAUUUUUGGCUCACAUUAUGAUAUACCUUAUAAUGGGAAUUGUGAUAGCUCAAAAAACGUUUCCAAACAUAAAUACUCGUGCUUUUUUUUACAUUGUAACAGUCUACCUUUCACUGAAUCUUGUAAGGGGUUUAGUUAUUUUGGCAUUGAGCCCUUUUUUGAGUCGACUUGGCUAUGGAUUUAAUUGGCGUUGGGGAGCUAUUAUUGUUUGGAGUGGAAUGAGAGGCACUUUUACUUUGAACAUGGCUCUUCAAUUUAGCCAGAAAGAUAGUGAGACUCCAGCUGAGGCUAGCAUUAAGACCCAGAUAUUAAUGCAUUCUGGAACAGCAUCACUGUUAACCUUGAUUAUUAAUUCAACCACUGUGAAGAAGCUCGUUGUAACAUUAGGGCUUUGUAAUAUUACUCUUCCAAAGCGUAUGGCAAUGUUUAAUGCUGUUCAACGUAUUAGACAAAUGGAGGCCAACACUUUUUCAAUGUUAAAGCUCGAUAGAUUUUUGGCUGAUGCAAACUGGGCAAUGGCAGAAGAAGCAAUUAAAAUGGAUUAUCCUUAUAGAUUAAAUUCAGAAGAAGUUAAUCAAUUGGUCAGAACACUUAGGUGUCCAGAAUGCAGUGCAGAUAUUACAUUUGAGAGAGAUCCUCAACAAAUUGCUGAUAUAAUGGAGGAAGCCAGGUUACGUCUCUUAACUGCACAGAUAGCUAGUUAUCAGAAGCAAUAUAACCGUGGUAUGCUGAACCAAGAUGCUGCCCAAACAUUGAUAGGCGCGGCAGAAAGCUAUGUUGAUAUUGAAGGAAAGUUUAUGAAUAUUCAUGAAGUAAAAACAUAUUGGGAAAGCAAAGGCAUGCUGGUCACAGUUAAGAAAUGGCUAUCUGAAUGGGUUUACACUGUGAAAGAGGAACCUUCUAAGCCAUCAAAAAACAAGUUUAUGAAAAUGUGCCACCAAAUAGUGUCAAUGGAGGAAUUCGAAUAUAUAAGUGGCAUGAUAACCUGUUUGAACUGUUUUCCAAUUGCACUUUACUUUAUACUUCCUAGUGCUUCACCAUUUAUUCCACAACUAAAAUUGUGCAACUACUAUUUUCUGAGUUUGUACAUAUUGGAAGCUAUAUUGAAGAUGUCUGCAGUGGGGAGGAGUUACUUCCAUGUUCAUUGGAACCAGUUUGAUCUACUAAUCAUAAUCACUGGAAUUAUAGAUGUUGUAGUUAUUAAUGUUGGUAAAUCAAUGAGUACAUCAUCUGCUAUUACUUAUUCUGUCAGGAUAUUACGGUUUGUUCGUGUUAUAAGAAUUCUGCGUCUCUUGAAGCUAGUGAUACCCACAAUGAUUUUCUUGUUGAAUAAACAAAUAAACAGACAACUCACUUUCCGAUACGAUAUUGCCAAAGGAUAUGUUCAAGGUGAAGAAGAUAUAAAAUGUUUAAUUGGACAGAUUGCUGGCCAUGAGAAAGUUUAUGUUGAAAUUAACAAAAUUUUGGGAAAAAACAAACAAGAAGCCAUGAAAGAGUUAGGGUUAAUGCAGCGUGACUAUCCAGAUAUUGUCAUUGCUGUGAAAACCAAACAAGCAGUUCAGACUGUGCUAAAUACAGCUUUUGAAACUCUUAAAUUUAUGAUAUCAGGAGGAAUUGUGGAUAAAAAUGAAGGAGCUGAAUUAAAUAAGGUGAUUCUGUUAAAAAGAAACCAACUUGCAAGACUUCCCCCUACAAUUGCUCCACCUACUGCGCAUGAUCUCCUGUGCAAUAUUGUGUGGCUUCAGAAUAAUAAAAACCAAAUGGAAUACAUUCAGAAAAAAGCAAAAGUUCUUUAUUACGAUUAUGGAGAUGUCAUAUGUGAAGAAGGCGAACUACCACAAGGAAUCCAUUUAAUUGUAUCAGGAAUGGUUAAGCUUUCUGGUACUGCCCCGUCUUAUGGAGUUUAUAAAGAAGUUAAUAAAGAUACUCAGAAAGAUGUUGACAAAGAUAUCCGCAAAGACAGCCAUAAACAUCUUACAUCUGCCUACACGGACUACUACGUGACUGGAGCUAUUAUAGGAGAGCUCAAUUGCUUAACUAAGCAAGAAAUGGAAUAUGGGGUUACUUGUGAAACUGCUGUGCAGACAUGUUUCAUCUCCAUUGAUAAUUUGUUUGAAGCUUUUGAUACGUUUUUGGAACCACCCUCCCUGGAAUAUAAAAUAUGGCUAAAAAUUGCUCUUGAUGUUGCUCUCAAAACUUUUAAGGAAAAUCUUCCAAAUCAGGAUUGGACAUACAAAGUGUGUGUGCAGUUUUCUAAUAUGUAUGUACUGGAUGUACCAAAUCACACUAAAUGUGAUAUUUAUGAUGAAGCUAUGGAUGAUGUAAUUCUUGUACAUGGAUCUGUGCAGGAUUGUCAGUUUGGGCAGCCUUAUUGUGCACCUUGCAUUUUACCUAAAACUUGCCAUCAGGUACAAGGCACUUCAACUGCAACAAAAUUAUUAAUUAUACGAACUAUAGAUGAAGGAGCACGGAAGAGCACUGCAACAUGUGGUAGCGUUUGCCAGUAUCACACAAGACAGAGAGAAUGUUACUUAGAUGAAACUGCUAAUAAAACACCAAAAAGGACCACUGAAAUUGUUUAA
Molecule: messenger RNA, 3159 nt
Organism: Python bivittatus (Burmese python)
Lineage: Eukaryota; Metazoa; Chordata; Lepidosauria; Squamata; Pythonidae
Source: RefSeq, a predicted model, not a curated record